Monodelphis domestica (gray short-tailed opossum) is the source of this 1137-nucleotide messenger RNA. RefSeq names its product chibby family member 3 (gene CBY3). Lineage: Eukaryota; Metazoa; Chordata; Mammalia; Didelphimorphia; Didelphidae. The record is from RefSeq and is a predicted model, not a curated record.
ACUCAGGGUUGGUGGGUGGUGUCUUCAGGGCUACCCUCCUAAAGGUACCAGUCAGAUCCCUGUGUUAACUGAUCAAUAAGGAAAGCAAGUGAAGAAGAGGAAGAGUAGAAAAUAAAGGCCAGACCUUUGAAAAUGGGCCUCUCUUCAUUUGAGGAGCACAGGACAUGGAGGAGUGGACUUUAUAGUGAUUUUGUGAUUUUAUUUCUAUAUUGGAAAUGGCUUCUACCAGUCUCAACCCCUUUGCUGACCACAAAAGAAAGGCCUCCGGGUGCAACUUAACUACCCCUUUCCAACUGUUAACUCAAGAUCUUUUAAAGCAAGUGGAUAAUAUUCUUCUGGGUUCCCUGAAUAAACAGAAACCCUUGGUACUUAUCCAGGAUCCAGCGGCUUGGCCAGCUGGAGUGAUCUCCAUCCUGGGGCUCCCGUCCAGACAAUCUCCCACUGAGCAGCCCAGGCCAGUGUGUGGGGCUUCUAAUCUUUCCUCCCUUUCUCCCUCAACUAAGCCAUCAGUCCCUGGCAGCCUGGAUUCCUCUACUCGAACUCCUAUCAUCAAUUCCUUGUUCAUUCUGAUGAAUCAGCUUCGACAGUUCUGGGCUGACCACUUCUCCCGCCGUUUCGCACCCAGGCGGCCUCCACUGCGCCAAAUCUCCUCCAUGUCCACCUUCUACCUCCUGGACCACCGCACUCGCCAGGCUGAGCUGGGACUCAAUUAUGGUUCUCCUCGAACUCAGCUCAGCGACCAGGCCUUUAUCUUCGAGGCUGGGAGGUGGGUGAUGGAAGGAGGCUACCGAACCAACUUGCACCCCUUGAACCUCACCACUUACUGGGAGCCUCUUGUCCCCCAGGGCAAGAACAAGGCACUGUUGGAAGAAAACAACUAUCUGAAGCUCCAGCAAGAACUUCUCAUGGAUAUGUUGACUGAUGCCACAGCCCGGCUGCAACUGCUGGAAAAGAAGUUUAAUGUAGACACGAGCCCUUUGUCUGCUUCCUGUGUCUGGCAGAAGAAGAUGAGGAAGAGGGAUAGAAUGCGGUUGAUACAAUCCACAGCCCUUUUCCCCAGGUGAUGGGGGAAGACUCCCCCACUCCCCACUCUCAGACACCUGAAUAAAUGAUGGAAUGCCCCAGAGGGCCACUCAA